AUGUGCCGAAAGCACAAUGUUCCUUGCAUACCGUCCAGUUCCACCAGAGCGGGAGCCAGGACUGCCCGUGAACACGCCCAUCGAAAUUCUGCAUCGUCAUUCUCGAACACUUCCAUUGGCCCCGGAGGAACCUCAGUGCCAGAUGAACAGGCUCUGAGCACCAUAUCAUAUUUCAAGGAGUCACCACAGUUCUCGUUGACAAGCCCGAAUGUUACAUCUUAUGGCGCCGUUCACGAUGUCGAAUUGCCCCCGGCAGCAGUAUGCUUCCACCUGGCCACAUUGUACUUUGACUACAUUCACGAUCAACUGCAUACCCUGUUCCAGAAACCUCAAUUCAUGGCAGAUCUGGCGAUGAACAGAACCUCGCCAGUCAUUGCAUACGCCAUGAUCGCGCUUUCCGCUCGCUUCUCUUCCAACGAUUUGUUCUCAGCCACGAGUCCGCGAGCACGAGGAGUGCCAUAUGCGAGAAAAGCCGCGCAAUUGCUAGACGUGAGCGAAGUCUCGCUGACCUCGAUACAAGUAUGUGUCAUGCUCGGUGCAUGUCGAAUCAUUGAAGGAGAUGCACAAGGUGAGAGCGUGUAUUACGGCAUAGCUUGUCGUAUGGCGCAAUUAUUGGAUCUGCCCCAUCGACAGUGCGAAAGCUUGCUCGAGAAGGAGAUCAAUAUAAGGGCAGACGUACCUCUCCCAAUGGAAGAGAUGGCAUUCUUGCAGCUGCGGCAUGAGAACUCGAUCAACAUGUCUCAGUCCUACUCAAACCCAUCGCUGCUUGGGGAGAUGAUCACUUUGAACCGCAUCUUCAGAGAUGUCAACCAGAUGAACACAUACACCGUCGGUACAUCGCACCUUCCACCAGACACAGAUGCAGUGCAGGCACUGUCAGACAGACUUGAUGAAUGGGAAGCAAUGCUUCCGGUGUACAUGCGCGACGAGCCGGCAAACUUGGCACACUAUGCAGCCCAAGGACUAGGACGCAUCUACGCAGCCGUCUAUCUCGGGUUCUAUCACUACGGCCAACUACUAUACUACCAGUUCCUGCACGGCUCUAACGAGGAAAGCGGCGGGCUCAUCAAUGUCUUUGCGCAAAGAUGCAAGUACCACGCGGCUCGACUUUGCAACAUGGUCUAUUCGGCACUUGACACGCCCGGCUGCGAUGUGCAGUACAACAUGGUUGGCCACGUUCUGGUCAUUGCCUCCACUGUGCAAAUACACACGUUACUCUUCUCAUCAGACCGUACCGAGAUCGACGCAGCACGACAACGUUUGGAACGCAACUUCAACAUUCUGCUCAAGCUCCGAGAGCUUUGGCCUGCAUUGGACCUCUGCAUGAUUCGUCUCCAGGUCUUUCAUAAGGCUUGUCGCACAUCUAUGGAUAAUUCCUUCCAGCUUGAUGGGUGGAUGCUCAAGUUCCUCUCCGAAUUCGGAAAUCCAAUCGACGACAAGCCUGAGAACAAUGACGCCGAAUGGAUCAUUGGUGAUAUUGCAAUCACACCAACAUCGGAUUUUGGCAUCAACACCAUCGCAUCGUUCAUUCGCGAAGACAUGAACACAUGA
Messenger RNA from Cercospora beticola, 1551 nucleotides. Its product is annotated as fungal specific transcription factor domain-containing protein. Lineage: Eukaryota; Fungi; Ascomycota; Dothideomycetes; Mycosphaerellales; Mycosphaerellaceae. Gene Ontology annotation, cellular component: nucleus. Gene Ontology annotation, molecular function: DNA binding; zinc ion binding. The record is from RefSeq and is a predicted model, not a curated record. Gene Ontology annotation, biological process: DNA-templated transcription.